Vidua chalybeata is the source of this 2615-nucleotide messenger RNA. RefSeq names its product ubiquitin conjugating enzyme E2 H (gene UBE2H). Bases 104 to 655 code for a protein of 183 amino acids. The record is from RefSeq and is a predicted model, not a curated record. The transcript has 7 exons. Gene Ontology annotation, cellular component: nucleus. Gene Ontology annotation, molecular function: ubiquitin conjugating enzyme activity. Gene Ontology annotation, biological process: ubiquitin-dependent protein catabolic process; protein polyubiquitination. Lineage: Eukaryota; Metazoa; Chordata; Aves; Passeriformes; Viduidae.
UCGCGAGCCGGCGCUUCCCCGCUCCCCUCGGCGCCGGGCGGCCCCGGCCCGCGGCGGCGGCGCUGACAGCCCGCCCGGAGCCCCGGGGGCGGCCGCGGCCACCAUGUCGUCCCCCAGCCCGGGCAAGAGGCGGAUGGACACCGACGUGGUCAAGCUGAUCGAGAGCAAACACGAAGUCACAAUCUUAGGAGGACUCAAUGAAUUUGUCGUGAAGUUUUAUGGACCACAAGGAACACCGUAUGAAGGUGGAGUAUGGAAAGUUAGAGUCGACCUUCCUGACAAAUACCCCUUCAAAUCCCCAUCUAUAGGAUUCAUGAAUAAAAUCUUCCAUCCCAACAUUGACGAAGCGUCAGGAACUGUAUGUCUAGAUGUAAUCAAUCAAACUUGGACAGCUCUCUACGAUCUCACCAAUAUAUUUGAGUCGUUCCUGCCCCAGCUGCUGGCUUAUCCCAAUCCUAUAGAUCCUCUAAAUGGUGACGCUGCAGCCAUGUACCUCCACCGACCAGAAGAGUACAAACAGAAAAUUAAAGAAUACAUCCAGAAAUAUGCAACAGAAGAAGCACUAAAAGAACAGGAAGAAGGCACCGGGGACAGCUCAUCUGAGAGCUCCAUGUCCGACUUCUCGGAAGAUGAGGCUCAGGACAUGGAAUUGUAGUAGAGGAGGCCACCUGCUUUUCAGAGAGACUCUAAUUUCCUAACCAUGAGAAGCAGACUAUAAUAUUCAUAUUUAAACAAAGCAAUUUUUUUUAUUACUAAACAAGGUUUUUAUGAAUUAUAGCAUUGAGAUAUAUAUAUAUAUAUUUAUAUAUAUAUUAAAAAUAUAUAAAUAUAUAUAUAUAUAUAUAUAUAUGUAUAUCACCCUUUAGGUCUUGAUUUUCUCGGUCAUUUCCCGAUUCCCGAGGUGCAUUAGAGCAUUCCCAACAUUCCAUUCUGGUAGCAAUAUGCAGCCCCGGAUGCAUGCGUUGAGAUUUUCCAUUUGGCCAAGUCAGCUUUGGUGGUGUGCUACCAAACAGCUGCCCUGGGAGGGAGGGAAUUAGCAAAAAAAAAAAAACAAAAAACAAAAAUCCAAAAAAAAGAGGGAUUUGCUAUCGGAUCGAGGUCUCCAGCUGAGAUUUUGGCGUUUCCUCCAAGCCUAAAACCUUGGGGGGGGUGUAAGGGAUGGAAGGGGCUCCUCCAGGCUUUGUUUAAAAAACAAAAAAGAGGGAUUUAACUCAAAAAAAAAAAAAAAAACAACCAAACAACCCCAAUGCAAAGGCGUGGAGCUCCUGAGAGCGCUGAAGACGACUCGCUGGGGAUUUCAGUCCCUUCCUGCGUGGACUCCUCGCUGCCCUCCCGAGCUGUGGGGACUGACAGCCCUGGUGGAUUCCCGGGGACUCUGGAGGAGCCUGGGCUGUUGCUGCCCUGCUCGGCGUGGAUGAGGAGCUGUUCCCCUGCCGGGAGGGAAGAACCACGGAUGCUGAUGCUCUUGGAACUGGGAUUGACCCCGGAGCACGUGGAAGUCCAGCUCUUCCUCUGUCCCACUUUGGAACCUGCUGCCCUUGAAUGGCUUCCAGUUGGCUUUGUUUUUUUUUUUUUUUUUUUUUUUCCUUUCUUUCUUUUCCCCCCUCCCUCUUUUGCUGGAAAUCUGGUUCAGACACCUGACAAACGCUGGCUGUGUCCUGGGAAUUCUUCUCUGACCAGAUGGAUUGGCCUUGCCAGAGCUUCAGAUCCACGGAAUUGUCCCGUUGGCCGAAGUCCACGAAUCCAUCGGCACCGAUUUUCAUUUUCCUUUUUUUUUCCUUUUUGGUUUUUUUUUUUUUUUCCUUUUUAAGUCUUUCUUUCCUCCCCCUUCUGCACCAGCUUGGUUCCCAUCUGCUUGUGUGUGUGCAACAGGAUAAAAAUUCCUUAAGAGUUAACAAAGAAUAUGAUCUAGGAAAAAAAAACAAAAAAAAACACACAAAAUUUGAGCUGAAUAAAAAAAAAAAAUCCUAAAAAGCACCAGUUGAGGAAGCAAAUGAAUUCACUCUUUUGCUUUUUUGUUGGUUGGUUUGGUUCUUUUUUUUUGUUUUUUUUGGUUUUUUUUUUUCCAGGAUGUUUGGGAAUUGGAAUGUUGGAUUUCUCCUGGUAUAUCGCAGCAAGCUGAGAGAUUUUUUUUUUUUUUUUUUUUUGCUGUUGUUCCUAGAAAUCUGAUAAGUAAAUGUCUCCUUGGGAUACUUGAAUUGGGAUAAUUGUGCAUCGGAGAUUCAAACUGAGAUGGAUUUUUUAAAGCUGAAUGUUACCUGCUGUUUCCUUUUGGGGAUUUUUCGGAGGGGUUUGGACAAGAUCUUUUCAUUUGUGAUGCGACCUGCAAGGAAAAAAAAAAAUCAACCCACCCUGAGCGACUCUGGAGCAGAGUUCUGAAUGUCAGACUGGUACAUUUGUCAUUUUCCCAGAAUUAUUGGGCUUUAUUUCCUUUCGAGGCGUCACCGAGCUGGGGCUGGGAGGUUCCAACCCCACCUCUGAUUCAUAAAGCACAAUCAGUUCCUUUCAUUUCUGUUGCUUUUGGGGGAGAAAAAAAAAAAACAAAAAACAAAAAACUCCAUCAAGUCCCACUUGGCUUUGGCAUGAAUUUCCUUAAUAAAAAAACCUACCAUGAA